ACCUUCCAUAUUCUCUCCAAUUAAUUCUCAACAACCCCACUUUCUUUCUCCUCACUCCGUUUCUCCACUUCCUCUUUUAUAUAGAGAUAGAUGAAUCUCAUGUGUCAAUCACUAUCCUAUCUUUAGCUUCAUUAACCAUAUAUAUAUAUAUAUAGUGGCCUUCUUCUGCUCAGCCAUAUCUUUUUCUAAUACAAAUAGUCUCUCUCUCCCUGAUAGACACACACGGAUACACAAAAUGUUGGUGUUGAGAGAAUUAAUAGGAAUAAUCCUGGUUUUGGUUUUAGUUUGUUAUCAGAUCCAAAGCUGUUCUUCCGCAGAGAAUAUAACUAGGAGAAGUUUCCCAAAGGGUUUUGUUUUCGGAACUGCUUCAUCUGCAUACCAAUAUGAAGGAGCAGUGAAAGAGGAUGGUCGGGGAGCCACUGUUUGGGACACUUUUGCUCACACUUUCGGUAAGGUAAUUGAUUUUAGCAAUGCAGAUGUUGCUGUUAAUCAGUACCACCUUUAUCCUGAUGAUAUACAACUGAUGAAAGACAUGGGAAUGGACGCUUACCGUUUUUCUAUCGCGUGGUCCAGAAUUUAUCCCAAUGGAACUGGAGAAAUAAACAAGGCUGGGAUUGAUCACUACAAUAAUCUAAUCAAUGCAUUGCUUGCUAAAGGAAUUGAGCCAUAUGUAACCCUCUACCAUUGGGACCUUCCUCAAGCCUUAGAAGACAGAUAUAACGGAUGGCUCGAUCCACAAAUCAUAAAUGAUUUCGCCGUUUAUGCUGAGACGUGUUUUAAGAGUUUCGGUGAUAGGGUGAAGCAUUGGAUGACAUUCAAUGAGCCACAUACAUUCGCUAUCCAAGGUUACGAUGUUGGUCUUCAAGCACCCGGCCGGUGUUCUAUCCUUCUCCAUUUGUUUUGCCGAGCAGGAAAUUCUGGUACUGAGCCUUAUAUUGUUGCGCACAAUGUUCUUCUGUCUCAUGCCACAGUCUCCAACAUAUACCGAAAAAAAUACAAGUCAAAACAACAUGGGUUGGUUGGAAUAGCGUUUGAUGUAAUGUGGUAUGAACCAGCAACAAACUCUAGGGAGGACAUUGAAGCUACACAAAGAGCUCAAGAUUUUCAAUUUGGAUGGUUCAUGGAUCCAAUGUUCUUUGGGGAUUAUCCUCUCUCAAUGAGAACUAGAGCAGGAAGUCGGUUACCGAAAUUUUCUAAGGCUGAGGCUACUUUAGUUAAGGGCUCUUUGGAUUUUGUUGGGAUAAAUCACUAUACAACAUAUUAUGCAAAGAACAAUUCGACAAAUUUGAUCGAUAUUCUUUUGAAUGACACCUUAGCAGAUUCCGCAGCCAUCACCUUGCCUUUCAGAAGUGGGAAGGCAAUUGGAGACAAGGCAUCAUCGAUAUGGUUGUAUAUCGUUCCAAGUGGGAUUAGAAGCUUGAUGAAUUACAUCAAACAAAAGUAUGGGAAUCCUGUUGUUUUCAUCACUGAAAAUGGGAUGGACGAUUCGAACGAUUUCUUUAAAUCUAUUAAAGAUGCUCUGAAGGAUGAGAAAAGAAUCAGAUACCACAAUGACUAUCUCACUAGCUUACAAGCCUCUAUCAAGGAAGAUGGCUGCAAUGUCAGAGGAUAUUUUGUCUGGUCUCUGUUGGAUAACUGGGAGUGGGCAGCAGGCUAUACUUCAAGAUUUGGUUUAUAUUAUGUGGAUUACAGAGACAAGCUCAAGAAGAGGUACCCCAAGGACUCUGUUCAAUGGUUCAAAAAUUUCCUGGCCUAGUCCACUUAGAAAAUAUUUAGAAUUAAAAAAAAUAUAUAGAAAAUAAACUACAAUUCAAAAAUUAAUUUAUGAAUUUGUAUAUCUUGUAAUUGGAGUUGUGAUGAUUUGGGAUUUUAUAAUUAGAAAAAUUCAAAUCCCUUAAAUUGGUGAAAUGUGUAAAUGAUCAAUUCAAUUGUUUGUUCUGUGAAUAA
This is a messenger RNA of Papaver somniferum (opium poppy), 1947 nucleotides long. Its product is annotated as beta-glucosidase 40-like. Gene Ontology annotation, molecular function: beta-glucosidase activity. Lineage: Eukaryota; Viridiplantae; Streptophyta; Magnoliopsida; Ranunculales; Papaveraceae. The coding region runs from base 236 to 1756 and encodes 506 amino acids. The transcript has 12 exons. The record is from RefSeq and is a predicted model, not a curated record. Gene Ontology annotation, biological process: carbohydrate metabolic process.